UUCAGUUAACACUUUAUAAUGAAGUUAAUGACAUUCAAGGUCUUCUCCGGUUUAGCUCAAGCUUUGACCAAAACCCCCUCCGUGACGUCAUCAACGCUGACAGUUUCAAUAGUGAUCCUCUGAUUCUUUCACUUUCUUAGAAAUUUCAGACACAACAGAACAUAUAAAACCAAACAACCUCUGUUUCACAUCCCUAUGUAAAUAAAUGGAAAAAGCAUCCAAUAACAACAACAACAACUCCAAGAAACUCUCGACGAUGCUUCAAAAAGCGUUGACAAUUGGUCACAGUGCGACGCCGUUUAGUCCUGUAAGAGACUUCCGUCACAAACGUACGAUUUCCACGGCGAGCAGAGGAUACUUCUUCUCUAGUCCGUUAACACCGUUGCUUCCAACGUCAGCUAGAGCUAGGAGAAGAACCAAGAGUAACGGCGGUGUUGUUGUCGCCGAACCUGCUUCGCCUAAAGUGUCCUGCAUCGGUCAGAUCAAACUCGCUAAGUCGAAACGUCCGGAGAAGAUCACGAGAGCAGCUAAGAAUCUCGAAACGUCGUCGUCUUCUCUUGUUAAAGAGGAAGGCAAAGGAGGAGGAGGAGGCUGGUCGAAACUAAAACGUCUCUUCUCAAAGGGAAGAACUCCUUCGAGAAAAUCCUCUGCCGCUGUCAUUGAACAUCCUGUCGUGGCGGUGGAAGAGGUUGGGGCGCCGUCGUUGGAUAAGAUGAAGAAGUUUGCGACCAGCAGGGAAUCUCUUGGUGGAUUUGAUUGGAGUGUGGAGAUGAAACGUCAAGAAGAUGAAUCUCGAGUGGAUCAUCGCCGAGGUUAUUCUGCUGAUGAGGAAGAGAAGAUGAUUCCGUGCUCUGUAAGCAUGCCUCUGAGUCAGAGAGAGGGGUUGAGUUUGUGUCCGAGAGAGAAGAGUGAAGUUAAUUUGUGGGAGAGAAGAACCGUUGAUCGACCAAAACCACUUCAAGUUAAAUCUUGUUAUUAAAUUUUGUAUUUGUUACUAUUCUAUGUAUACAUGUUUUUUGUGUGUGUUUGAACUUGGUUUCUACGUACUAGGUCUGGAUUUUGUGGAUAGAUCAAAACGUUUUUAUUUAUUUUCGUCUAGACUAUACAUAUAUCGAGUUUAAGAAGCGAAAUAUUGGCCUAUGUGUGUUUGUUUUAAGUAAUUGUUAUUGAAUUACAACCAAUUUUUGUUCUC
Messenger RNA from Eruca vesicaria subsp. sativa (arugula), 1192 nucleotides. The record is from the annotation of a GenBank genome assembly. NCBI's taxonomy places the organism in Eukaryota, Viridiplantae, Streptophyta, Magnoliopsida, Brassicales, Brassicaceae.